Nothoprocta perdicaria is the source of this 3047-nucleotide messenger RNA. It is a transcript of the gene HLCS, whose product is annotated as holocarboxylase synthetase. Gene Ontology annotation, cellular component: cytoplasm. Gene Ontology annotation, molecular function: biotin--[biotin carboxyl-carrier protein] ligase activity. The transcript has 11 exons. Lineage: Eukaryota; Metazoa; Chordata; Aves; Tinamiformes; Tinamidae. Gene Ontology annotation, biological process: protein modification process. The record is from RefSeq and is a predicted model, not a curated record. The coding region runs from base 385 to 2565 and encodes 726 amino acids.
CCCGCGCCGCCGUCUUCCCGGCAGUCGCGCGCGCAGGGGCUGUCGCGGGCGCCGCUGCUGCCCGAGGAGCGCGUGUGCCUGCGCGUCGGGAACAAAGUCUUCUUCACGGGCGAGACGCAGUCCCUUGAAGAUUUAAACAGGUGGAGUCUACUACUUAUUUCUCCUUUUAUUUACCCUGAUAAGUUGCUUGAAGCAGAACAUAUAGCUUUUGUGACAGAAAGCAUUUCAGCUCAAACAGAUAACUCGCAGAAAAUACCUGACUGCUCAAAAGAGGUUGUGAGGUGGUCAGAUUAUUGUUCACCUUUGGCCUUUAAACCUGGUGAGCCUUAUAAAUUAAUUGCUGAAGCAAGCAUCGAUAACUUCAGUAACCUUGGGAUAGCAUUCAUGGAAGACAGGCUGCAAAUGGAUAACGGGAUGGUGCCACACAAGAUAGUUUCUGUCCAUUUGCAGGAGUCUACUCUGAAGGAGUUGGGGCAGGUGGACCCAUCAGAAAAAGAGAAAAGCGUAAGCAGUGCACAGAUGCAUGAUUCUGCAGAUACUUCUGAAACUGCUGUUAAAUCAGAAUUAGAAAUAGCUGCAAAUCCAGGUGAUCCGCAGUCAGAAGAGGAGAAAUGCAAGCUAGAGCAAGCAAGCAAGCAUGAGGAAGAGUCCAGUAGUCUCUCUGACAGAGAGAUAGGUCCUGGAGAACAUCAUCACUUGCAUCUUUCCAGCUGUCAUGAAUGUUUGCAACUUGAGAACAGUACUAUUGAGUCAGUCCGAUUUGCCUCUGCAGAAAACAUUCCUGAGCUUCCUGAUGAUUGCAGCAGCAAACCGGAAGAUAAAAAUGUUGAAUACAUAGCAAGUAAAAUAAAAAGAGUAAACCUUGCUGGAAAGCCCCCUAACAUCUUGAUUUAUGUUGGCUCUGAAGGUUCAAAAAUGCAGUUUGAGCAGGUAAAAUCAGUCCUUGAAGAAUGUGUUGAUGGAGACAGCUACACCAUCUACCAUCUGCGUGARGAGCAAGUUCUGAGAGAUCCCUGGGUUGAUAAUGCAGUGCUGUUGGUCAUUGCCACAGAGGAGACUAUUUCUGAGGAAAGUCAUAAACAGUUUAUCAAGUUUUUAUCCAACGGUGGAAAAAUUUUAGGAUUUUCUUCCUUGUUUACAUUUGAUGAUAUUCAGAUAAAGAGAAAGGACAAGCUGAAGACUGUUCGUGAAUUAGUGGUCUCUAAACCGGACAACACUGAAGUUAAGUUAGAUUUUUUGAUCAGUGGCUGCAUUUUUGAGGAAGCGAUGAAGGAAAAUAUCAGCAAAGUGAAGCCCUUGAGCCACUUAAAUAAUGCUGACAGAGAUCUGGUUAUUAUUCACUUGCCUUAUGGAGACAAUGGAGGAGAAGCUGUUCUUUCCCAGGUGCACUUAGAGCUGGAUAUAAACUCUAUGGAUAUCCAAACUGAAGAGGAUUUUAAUUUGCUUAAGAUGAGCAAUACAAAGAGAUAUGAAAUUCUGAAGGAGAUUCUGAUAUCGCUUGGCCUGAGUUGUGAACUAAGGGAAAUUCCUAUGUUAACACCUAUCCAUCUACUGUCCUCCGAUGAGGAAAUCCACGUUGCUUUUCUGAAAUGGCUCGAGCAGAAUGUAGAUGCUGARGGAUUAAUAGCAUCCAGCAAAGUGUCUCUUAAAUUUGUUUCUUCUGAUGAAACAAAAAUGGAGGUAACCCCGUCUCUCAUGCCAGUCAUCACGCAGAUGGGAAGCUUCUCAUCAGAACAUUUCAGCCUGAAGACGUAUCAACAGAACCUGCAGACAAAAAAGCUUGGAAAGAUCCUUCUGUUCACUGAAGUUACCACCACAACAAUGAAUCUUCUAGAUGGGUUAAUGUUCAAGUUGCCAGAGGAGAUGGGUUUAAUAGCAAUUGCUGUUAGACAAACACAAGGGAAAGGUCGUGGUGGAAACGUUUGGCUCAGUCCCGUGGGCUGUGCACUAUCCACUUUACAUAUCACCGUUCCUCUCUACUCCAACCUGGGCCAGAGAAUCCCUUUCGUUCAGCAUCUGGUGUCCUUGGCAGUGGUGGAAGCGGUUAGAUCAAUACCAGGAUAUGAGGGUAUUGAACUGCGGGUGAAAUGGCCCAACGAUAUUUACUACAGUGACCUCAUGAAGCUCGGUGGAGUGCUGGUGAACUCUACGCUUAUGGAAACAACGUUUCAUAUACUUAUUGGCUUUGGGUUUAACGUGGAUAACAGCAACCCCACCAUAUGCAUCAACGAUCUCAUCCGGAAAUACAAUAAGGAAGAGGGGACACAACUGAAGCCUUUAACUGCAGACUGUCUCAUUGCAAGAACUGUAACUGUACUGGAGAGGCUCAUAGAUGUUUUUCAGGAGAAAGGGCCCAACGGAGUUCUUCACCAUUACUACAAGUACUGGAUACACAGCGGGAAGCGGGUGCGCCUGCGCAGCGAGGAGGGCCCCGUGGCCUGGAUCGUGGGCAUAGACGACUGCGGCUUCCUGCAGGUGCACGAGGAGGGCAAGGGCGUCGAGUCCGUGCACCCCGACGGCAACUCCUUCGACAUGCUGAGAAACCUCCUCGUCCCCAAGCGCUAGGAGCGCCGCGCGCCCGCGGCACUGCCUGCUUAGGCUUGGCUUUGCUCGUCUCUCAURUCUCCGUUGCUCGGCACGGGUAGCAUCAAGGCUUUAAGGAAAAGUAAUGACCUCAUUGCUGAAGACGUUUAUUCUUCUGUAGCAAUUWAAAAAAAUUGCUUUGCUGCUCUUUGUAAGCAGCUGCUCUUUGAUAGGAAUCUAAUUGUAGAGGAAGACUUUGCAGUGAACUUCCUGUUCAUUUACACACUGUGUUUAGAGAAACUGAAGUAGCUGCUCAUUUUCAAAAUGUGUCUGUGCAUUAUUUUUAUUGUGCUUUAGCACAGUGCAAAUCUCUAUCUUUUUUCAAUACUUUUUCUUAAGUAAAUUCUGUUUUAUGCAUUGCCCGUGAUGGAGCUGGGAAGAGCUCAUCGUGUAUUUCUGAAUGAUGGGGCUUCACAUUCUGUGUAUUUGGGUUUGGGUCUAAUAAAUAAAACCCUUUAGAGCCU